AUGACAAAAGCAAUGGACUUCCUCGCCACUCUCAUCAACCGGGGAAUCUCCCACAUCGACGCCUCCGAUGUCGCUCUUACCAUCUCUGGCAUCCUCGCCCAGAUUAGCAUCUCCCUCUUCGGCCUCGGCCACUACCCCUGUGACAUCCUCUCGUCUGCGAUCAACAUUCCACGCAUGACGCUCGUCGGCGACCACUUUGGCGCCAUGUUCUCCUUGUUUGCCGUCGCCAUCUCCAAGACUUCAUGGGCCGUCACUCUGCUCCGGCUUUUUCAGCGGGGUGGCUCCACCACCGCCUCCUCCUCUUCCACCUGGUGGCCAAACCAACACCAAUUCAACAUCUGGAUAGUUUGGUUCGUCAUCAUAACCGCCUGCCUCGUCAAGGGUACGCAGGGGGUGUUAGUCUGGAUCCCGAAAUGCGGAUCGCCGGCCGCUGCGCUUGGGAAUCCAGAUAUGUGUGUGCAGAUUAGACCGCUGAACGCGUUCGCGACGUUUGCGGCGAGCAUGAGUGGGACUUAUGAUAUCUUGCUGGCGGUGGUACCGUGGAAGACGAUUUGGGGCACGGGACUGGGGAAGAGGGAGAAGUUGGCUUUGGCGGUGACCAUGAGCGUGGGGGCGGUGGGCAGGGUGACGGCUUUUAUGAUGGCGGUGAAGAUAAGGGGGAUUACAAGUGAGAAUUAUACUUUAUGGUCUACCGCCGAGUCGGCCACUACGACCAUGGCCGCUUGCAUUCCCGUCUACCGCGCCUUCUGCCAUAAACUCCGCACCAAGUUGCUGACGCAGUACCGUUCGCAUGGCAGCAAACAGCGUUCGGCGAUGUCGACGGGCAAGAACGGUUCCGGCGGUAGUGGUGGAGGGUAUCAUGGCCCGACUGAUGACAAUGCGAGCGAUCGGGCUAUUUUGCCUGUUUAUGACUUGGAGAACCGCGGUAGGAGUGGGAGUGUGGUAGCUGCCUCAAGAAAUAGUGGGAAGAUCCUGAUGACGCAGGAGGUCAAGAUUGAGUAUCACCAUCGUGAUGAUGAUUUGGAGGGCGUUGAUGUGUUGGAUGAGAGGGGGCAGGGGCACUUGGCGCCGUUACCCCGCAUGAAGCUUUCUAGUGGAGCUCACCCGUACAGUCCCUUACAACAUUACGGAGCCUCGGAGCUUCUUCAAGCUUCAGGUACCUUGGCCGGCAAUUCGCACCCCCACCGGGCGAUCCAUCCCGUCCAUGCGCCGGAGCAUUUCUUUUCCUCCAACCUUUCUUCCUCCAGCCCGACCUUGAUUGAUCUUUCGUCGUCCGUCGCCGCCGACUGUUUACCAAGGUUCCGAUCCCACGACGACGCCAUGCUUCGCCAGCUUGGAGCCGCUCCCCUCGCGCGGGGCCGAUUCGCCCUUUCGCGAUCAAGCACGACGAUCCGCACUUUGUCCUCGUCAGCAGCUCUUCGUGAUGAUAGUGCUACUACAACUCCUGCCACUGCGGACAGUGCCAAACCUACCAAGUCGGCCAAGCCCCAGUUGACUUGGCGUAAGGUUUAUCCCAAGAAGCCCAAGGGAGGCAACGGAAAAGCGGACAAAUUGACAGAGAUCCAGAACAAGUUCGAGAUGGAACUCAGCCGGUUGAAGAAGGAUAUCGCCUGGCUCAAGGGAACCGAAAACAAAGCCGACAAGAAGAGACCCGGCAAGGGUGACGAAGAGAAUAAAAUGGCACAACUUCAGAAGGAGCACGACCAGCACGUCGCUAACUUGAACAACGCCAUCGCCCAGCUCAGGAAAUCCAAUGAUCAGUACCGGAAAGAAAGGGGAGCGUUACGGCUAGACAUUGUCAAUUUAAAGAGGCUCACAGGGCAGACUCCUGCAAGGCCCGCACAGGACCAGGCGAAGCUGCUUGAACUAUACGAGCAGAUUGUCAAGGAAGCCCGUGAAUUCAAGGCCGGCACGCCACAGUCCGUGAAGGUGGUCGAUGGGAGUCAGCAGCUCCUCGUCACCCUGGCCCAGCCCGACGGCACCGCCAAGCAACUGCCCAUGUCCCUCCACUGGCUGCGCGAUACAUGCAAGUGUCCGCACUGCGUGAACCCCGACUCUGGUCAGAAGAACUUCUCAAGCACCUCUUUGCCCGAGACCCUCGAGGUCCAAAGCGCCAACGUCAAUGCUGCUGACGGCUCCAUCACCAUCGUCUGGGCCAACGAUGCCGUCAGCGCCAACGCGACAUCCGAAGCCACCACGCACACCUCCACCUACGACUCCUCCGACAUCUUCUCCUGGCAGCUUCCCUACGACCUCGCCGGCAAGCUCCUCCCCGUCGAGCGCACGCUCUGGGACCGGUCCAAGCUCCAAGAACACAUCGACUCCGGCGACCUGCGCGUCUCGUACAACGACUGGGUGACCUCCGACGAGGCCUUCUGGAAAGCCUUCGAGUCUCUCGCCCGCUUUGGCAUCCUCUUCGUGCACUCGAUCCCGUCCGACCGCGCGCUCGUCGAAUCGCAAGUCGAGAAGAUCGCCAACCGCAUCGGCAUCCUCAUGCACACCUUCUACGGCUUCACCUGGGACGUGCGCUCAAAGCCUCGCGCCGAGAACGUGGCCUACACCAACGUCUUCCUCGGUCUGCACCAGGACCUGAUGUACAUUGACCCCCCUCCCCGCUUGCAGCUUCUGCACUGCAUCGCCAACUCCUUCGAAGGCGGCGAGUCUUUGUUUGCUGAUGGAGCGCGCGCCGCGUACUCCCUCGAACUCAACAAACCCACGGCCUUCAGCCAGCUUUACAAGAACCGCUCGCCGCAGUUCCACUACCAGCGCAACGGCCAUGACUACCACAAGAGCCGCAACACGUUCCGCUGCUCUGGACGGAUAGGCGGAGGCCAGGGUUUCCUAGAGAGGAUCCACUGGGCGCCGCCCUUCCAGGCGCCGUUUGCCCAACAGCAGAAGGGUCCGGCGGCGACGAACGUGCUCGGGGAUAAGCUCGUUCAUGUCGAGGGGGACAAUAUGGUGGUGGCAGAGGAGAAGAAGAGCGUCAUGACCACGUGGUUGCCGGCGGCCAAGGAGUUUGAGCGCGAGAUUAGCGCGGAGGAGAAUAUGUUUGAGCUCAAGAUGAAGGAGGGCGAGUGCGUGAUCUUCGAUAACUGGCGUGUCUUGCACGGACGCAGGGAGUUCAAGACGGAAGGACAGGCGGAGGGCGCUGAGAGGUGGUUGAAGGGCACGUAUAUCAGCCAGCAGGUGUACAAGGCAAUGGAGAGUAAGUUGCAGUGGAGGUUGGCGGAGAAGGAGGGCGGCAUUCCCUUGGUUUGGGGUGUGGCCGAGCUGCAUGGCUUGGGCUGGAAGGAGAGGGGCCAGUUGCCGCAGCCGGAGGAGGCUCCUAAGGAGAAGACUACUGCUGCUCCUGCCCAGGCUGAGGAGGCUCCCAAGGUCGAGGAGGCUCCCAAGGUCGAGGAGGCUCCCAAGGUCGAGGAGGCUCCCAAGGUCGAGGAGGCUCCCAAGGUCGAGGAGGCUCCCAAGGUCGAGGAGGCUCCCAAGGUCGAGGAGGCUCCGAAGGUCGAGGAAGCUGUUAAGCCUGAGGGUGCCCAAAACGAGGGACCUUCGCGCCAGCCCGAGGAACAGUUGGGCACGGUGAACUGGAACGCAUAA
Messenger RNA from Sordaria macrospora k-hell, 3594 nucleotides. RefSeq lists its product as uncharacterized. NCBI's taxonomy places the organism in Eukaryota, Fungi, Ascomycota, Sordariomycetes, Sordariales, Sordariaceae. The record is from RefSeq and is a predicted model, not a curated record. Gene Ontology annotation, molecular function: oxidoreductase activity. Gene Ontology annotation, biological process: carnitine biosynthetic process. Gene Ontology annotation, cellular component: mitochondrion.